AUGUGGAAAACAAACGGAGCAUGCUUAGAACUUGCUUUGAGCAAGUCUCGAGUGACUUCUGAGGACGAGUCAGAUUGGAGCUUGUUCUACAGCCGACGUCGGCAUCCCUGCCCCCUGCCCCACCAGCAGGCUGGUCUGACGCCCGCCACAUCACAGCAGGGGCCCGAGCAGCCCGUGCACCCGCUCGCCCCUCGGCAGGACGAGGUGCCCGAGGUUGUGCACGCCGCACCGCAGCUGGGGGGCAGCCCGCCGACUCCUUCUCCCCCACCCAGGAACGGCUGCCCGAACGUACAGCACUGCGGCGUGCGCACCGCGCCACAGCCGGAGGGGCAGCCCGCCCCUUAUAACCCUCCCCCCCAAGACGGCAUGCGCACUGCACCACAGCUGGAGUGGCAGCCCGCCCCUCCAUUCCCUCCCCCCCGGGUCGGACAGCACCACGGUUUGCGCACCGCGCCGCAGCCGGAGAAGCAGCCCGCCCCUCCGUUCCCUCCCCCCCAGUUUGGACAGCACCGCGAGGUGCGGACCGUGCUGCAACUGGAGGGGCAGCCCGCCCCUUCCUUCCGGUCGGUCCGCCACAAGAGGGGGGGGGCGCACACUCUUUUUCCUCCACCCAGACUGGGCAGCCUUCCGACAUGCGCACCGUGCUGGCCACAAGCGGACGGGCAGGCCGUCCACUCCUCCUUCCCCAACCAGGACGGGCUGCCCAGGGUCGUGCGCACCGCGCCGCAGUCGGGGCGCAGUCCGCCCGCUCCUCUCCCCCCACCCAGGACGGGAGGCUGCCUGGUGUCGUGCACGUCACGCCCCAGUUGUAAGGGCAGCCCACCCACUCCUUCCACCAGGACGGGCUGUCAGAGACCACCUUGCAGGCUGCGGCUCGGGUGUCCCGCCGCAAAGAGCUUGCGACGAAGAGAAAGCGAGUUGAUCAAGGGAACAGCGCGCCUUCCAACUCCAUACAAACUCCAGAUAUACAUCUUCAACCCGACGUUGCAGCGCCAUAUCUUCAGCCCUCACCAACAUCCCAACCAUGCACCUUCGACUGCCACCAGCAAUCCGUGACCAGUCACCGACAACAACUUCAAAGUGGCCAGGCGCUCUCUUCUCGACAGGCUAAGAAUCAUUGAGGCGGCAAAGGAAUGAAAACCACUGCAGACAGCAGCCUGGUUGCGGCUUACCUAAAGUACAGUUACAGGUGCCCAAAAGCAUGAUUAGUAUUUGUAAAUACUAAUUUAUACGCCACACAAAUUAGGUGUACAUCAUCUGGUGACGGGGUUUGUUUUGGCUAUUUUAAAAACUGAUUGGAGCAUGAUUCUAAUGGAAUUUCAGUAUUUC
Molecule: messenger RNA, 1329 nt
Organism: Klebsormidium nitens
Lineage: Eukaryota; Viridiplantae; Streptophyta; Klebsormidiophyceae; Klebsormidiales; Klebsormidiaceae
Source: the annotation of a GenBank genome assembly